UGCGCCUCCCUCGCACCCUACUCUUUCAAGAACGUACACAAACCCCGUAAAACCUAUACACGCCUCAAACACAACCCAGCUCAAUCACUUUCCGACCGACUGCCGUGCCCUUGCGCAACGUCCCCCACAAACCACCUCUAAUGACGACCAUCGAGAAUCUCAAGACCAUCGACCCCUUCGCGGAUGCGGACGAGGGCGACACCAACGACGCCGCUGCCACCAAGCAGAGCCAGAGCUACAUUCACAUCCGUAUCCAGCAGCGCAAUGGACGCAAGACUCUCACCACCAUCCAGGGCCUUCCCCGCCGCUUCGACCAGAAGAAGAUCCUCAAGGUGAUCAAGAAGAAGUUUGCGUGCAACGGUACCAUCGUUGAGGACUCGGAGAUGGGUGAUGUCAUCCAGCUUCAGGGCGACCAGCGUAAGGCUAUUCACGAAUUCCUCAUCGACAAGAAGGAGGGUCUGGAGAUGGAUGCCAAGGAUGAUCAAGGUCCACGGCUUCUGAGGAGCUCGCGCCUCAGAACACAUCUACCGCUCCUCCGCUCAAGUGCCGACUCCCCGCCCGAGCCUGGAGAUCUGUCAUCAGCGCGAUGCCAUCAGUUC
Verticillium alfalfae VaMs.102 is the source of this 599-nucleotide messenger RNA. Its product is annotated as translation initiation factor SUI1. Gene Ontology annotation, cellular component: eukaryotic 43S preinitiation complex. The record is from RefSeq and is a predicted model, not a curated record. Gene Ontology annotation, biological process: translational initiation. The transcript is spliced from 3 exons. The annotation marks the transcript as partial. Gene Ontology annotation, molecular function: RNA binding; translation initiation factor activity; ribosomal small subunit binding. Lineage: Eukaryota; Fungi; Ascomycota; Sordariomycetes; Glomerellales; Plectosphaerellaceae.